Messenger RNA from Phascolarctos cinereus (koala), 1892 nucleotides. RefSeq lists its product as uncharacterized. The record is from RefSeq and is a predicted model, not a curated record. NCBI's taxonomy places the organism in Eukaryota, Metazoa, Chordata, Mammalia, Diprotodontia, Phascolarctidae.
UGACUGUGAUUGAAGAUGGAGUAGCUUCAAGAACGAGAAGCAAAACUAAAAUUUUUAAGGAAAACAAGUCAAAUUUGAGAGAGAAGAUAUGCAUAGAGAGUAAGGAAAAGACACCACCUAAGAGUUCCACAGUUCAUGCAAAGAUGGAAUCUUUAAGAUCUAGCAAUAUAAUUAAGUCUGCUAAGGAAUCACAAAAGCCUAAUUUAGGUUUACCAACUGAACUAUGUAAGACAGAGAACAAGGAGAAGAAACUUAAAGAUGCAAGUCCCAAUAUAGGGAUGAUGACUUCAAAAACUGGAGGCAAAAAUAAAGUAGAUGCAGAAUCCCAAGAACUUAAUAAUACAUUGUCUAGGGAAACAAACAGACUGCACAAGAGCUUCCCGGAGAAGUUUAUGUCAUUAAGAUCUCCAGGUAAAAACAAAACAGAAGCACAAGAGAGUAUAUGUAUGGAGUGUCUAGGGAAGAGUAUCCCGGAGAAGAAAGCAAAUAAGAAGGAGGUGAGUCCAUGUCAUGGGUCUUCACGAUCUAGAAGUAGGGGUAUUAGAUUACUCCAUGCUGCCAGGGUUGCACCCAAAAUAAAACUAAAAGAGGAAAAGAAGCCUGCGAAAGUCCAGAAGACUGCAUUAAGGUCUAGCAAUAAAAAUAAAAAGGAUACAGGACUGAAAGGAUCUAAUCCUGUAUCAACACCCACAAACGAUAUCGAAAAAGAUGAGGAGAAAUGCAUGGGUAUUUGCCCCAAUAUCUUUAAAAAUUCAUUGGUACCUGAAGGAAUUUUAUGUUUAACUAGAAACAGAAACAAACAACCACAAGACAUUAAUCAUAUACCUAGUCCAACAAAGAUUGUUGAAAAGCAGCUUCCAAGCCUGGAAAAUAAAGCCGAGGAUAGAGUGGAAGAAUCCUUUAGAAUUGGAAGCCAAAGUGAAACUGAGAAAGAACUCUAUAGUUCUCCUUUGCUUAGGGCAAUGGAGAUAGCUUGUGCUGAGAAUAAAGAUAGAGGUAUGACUGAAGACUGGGUACAUUUAAGGUCUAAAGGGAGAAACAGAAGCAAUACAGAAUGGAUAGGAUUUAAUCCUUUGUCAAAGGACAUCCUACCUUUGGGUAAGAUUGGAAAAGAAAAUAUUCUUCAGAUUUUUCCUGACAAGUGCUUAAACGAGAAAGGGGGUGAUACAGAUCUUCAAAGAUCUGCUAAUCUUAGCAAAGAUGAGCCGUCCUCGGCUGCUUCAGAGACUACUGUUUUAACAGCAGGAGAAUCAACCCCAGAAAAAGUCUCAAGUUGGAAGAAAACUUUUUACAGUACUAUUUUGACAAAGAAGAGAAGAAAAUCAAAGACACCUAGUAGCAAACUGUCAGAGCCAACUGAUGUUGAAAAGUAUAGCCCAGAGAGUCGUCUUCUAAAAUCUGUCCCAAAGGCAAACGACAGUUUAAAAGUGGUUUUAUUGCCCCAAGAAACCCAGUCAGAGCCUUCUUUGCUUAGAGAAGGAAGCAGCAGUACUAUGUUAAAAAAUAACACAAACCAGACUCAAGAAAAUGACGCUGUGGAAUCCACAAAAUUAAGUAAUGACCAGGAGUUUUCCAACUCAUGGAAAAGAAGAAAACACAACUUAAGGAGACCAAACCAGCUACCAGAAGUUCAAAAUAGGCAACAAAGAAGAAAGUGAAGACAGUGAAGAUGAAGGUCAUCUUACAAAUAGUAAAAUAUAAUUUUAAGGCAAUAAGGAUAGAACAAAUAUUUAGUUAAGUGAAUAUAAUAAAAUAGUUUGACUGAUUGUCACAAAAUUUCACGUUAUUUUGUAAAUGGGGCAGUGAAUGACAAUGUUCAAGGCAAUGAAGGUUCAUUUUUUGUUUUGGGUUUUUUUUUUUAGCAAAUGUAAACUUUUUUUCAUUAAAUGUUU